This is a messenger RNA of Acanthosepion pharaonis, 759 nucleotides long. Lineage: Eukaryota; Metazoa; Mollusca; Cephalopoda; Sepiida; Sepiidae. The record is from the annotation of a GenBank genome assembly.
AUGGCCUAUAUCUAUCUAUCUAUCUAUCUAUCUAUCUAUCUUCUCUUUAAGUAUUUUUGUUUCCCUUUCUCUUAUGUCUUCUAUUUUAACCUUUUGACCUUCCGUUCUCUCACUUCCAUUCCUUUCUUUUUUUUCUCCUUCUCUCUCUCUCUCUCUCUCUCUCUCUCUCUGCGCUUUCUUUUCGAUUUCCUUACUUUUUCUCAUUGUUACAUUUUUCGGCAUAUAUGCCCUUCCUUUUCUAUUUCGUUUCUUUCUCCCAUUCUCACCUUUGUCUCUUACUUCUUCUCUCCUCUCCUUACUUUUCUCUUUUCCUUCUUUCUCUCAUUCUCACCUUUUUCCUUUUUUGACUUUUCGCUUUUACAAUGUACUCUCUUUCUCUUCCUUUCUUCCUUUUCUUCCUUUUAUUUCUUUCCCUCAUUUUUACCUUUUGGUCAUACAGUCUGCUUUCUUUCUUUUCCUUCCUCUCUUCCUCUCCUUACUUUUCUAUUUUUUUUUCCAUUUGUUCGUAUACCUUUAAGUCUUUGGAACUUCCCUUUCCGUUAUUUUCAUCAUUCCUUUCUUUCUUUUAUUUUUUUACUUAUUUUUCAUUCCGGUUUCUCAAUCGUCUCUUCUUUGUUUUCCCUACUCCCAUUUCGCUCUUUUUUUUCUCUUUCUCCUUGUCUCGUUGUCUAUUCUCCCUCUCUUAAUCUACUAUUGAACUCUUACUUUUCCCCUCCUAUCUUUCUUCCGCCAUUUUCUCUCAUUGUCAUACUCGUUUAA